AUGAGCGAUGAUAUAUUAAGCAAGAGUAAUUUGGGGGAAUUUGGCGAAGACAUAGAUUAAUAGUUAUAUGAGAGAUGCGAGUAGUUUUGUCAGAAAUUGAGACGCACAAAUUAAUAGCUCUACAAGCAAUUUUCAAAUAUCGUUAGUUAAAAUACACGUAUAGCUAAGGAGCAGUUGGGAUAAAUGUUGGGCGAAGAACCAGAACUCUUAAAGGAAGUGAAUGGUUUAUUGGAAGAUGAUGUUAAAUUCAAGACUCAGAAGGAGAAAUUGACUGAAUUCGUGAACAACGAGACCAAUUAGAGUAAGGCAAUGGAGACCAUAUUAAAAUAAAUACAGAAUGGGUAAUUGGAUGGCCAUCAGAAUAAAGAUCACAUCUUGGAUUUAUUCAGCAAUGAUCCUCAAUUGCAAUAGUAAUUCCUGCAGAGUUUCAAAAAGAAGCACGAGUAGAAUCCCCCAAAAAAGAAGGUUGAGGAGAAUAGGAAUUAUUUCUAAAGACUCUUGGACAAGAGUGGAAUAGCUGUUAUUGAUAUGGUAAAAAUUGAUUAAUUAAAAUAGAAUGAAUUACUAUUUUGGGAUAAAUUUAGAUUGAGAGUGAUCCAGUAAUUCCCUAAUGACCAUUAACAGUACAUGAAUGAGUUCCUGAAGGUAAUUCAUCUCUAUUCUGAAUGCAUAAUCACUCAGAUGGAAGUUAUGGAAUUGAUUAAUCAAUAAGGCUGGUUGGAGAGAGAAUACAUUGACGAUAUAAGAUCAAUGUUAACGACCAGAGUCAUAGCUAGAAGAAUACAAACGCCAUUAUUCAAACCAUUGAAAGAUACUGAUUUUGCUUAGGUUGACAGAGUGACUAGAUCCUAUGUGAGAAUGCCAAUAGGAUAUGCUAAGGCAAACAACAAUCCUGAGAUUCUUAAUCAUUCAUGGGUUUCUGUUCCAUUUGGUUCUGAAGAUUAAUCAUUCUUGAUUAUGAGGAAAAACACCUUUGAGGAGCAAUUGUUUAAAAGUGAAGAUGAACGCUUUGAAUUCGAUGUCAACAUCUAAUAGAUCAAAAGAACUAUUAAUCUACUUCAAGAAAUCAUUGAUGGAAAUAAGGGUGAGUAAGCUUUAGUGACCAAAGUUAUUGACAUGAGAAUUUUAUAGUAAUUGUAUAGAAAUUAGACUCAAGAUCAGAACGAAAUCAUCUAAUUGUUUUAAUCAAAACCUGUAGAAAGUGCUAAGAUUUUGAUUAAGAGAGUCAAGUAGAAAUUAAAUGAAUUGGUACAAGCAAGGAAUACUAAAGCUAAAUAAGUUUGGGAUACAGUCUCUACAAUUAAUUUUCAUCGAUCAUUGGAUCAUAGAUCUUUCUAUUUCAAAAAGAAUGAUAAAUUGGUAAUCAAUGGAUAGAGAUUUGUCAGAGAAAUUGAAGAAUAUGCCAAAAAUGUAUUAAUUAAAUUCCUGGGAACUAAGGAUCAUGUAUUCAUUAAAAGAAAAGCUGAUAUCAUUUAGUUCACCUUUGAUGAGUCAUUUUUAAAUUCCUUAGCUUAAAUGACCAAUAUCAAACCAUUCCUACCAAAACAAAUGCCAUUGGCAGCUCCGACAAAAGAAAAUGUCCGUUUUUGUCCACUUAUUUCACUUUGGAUGGGUAAUGAACAAAUACUCUAAGAGUGUGGGCAAUUUGUUAUCCAUUAUCUAUAAAUUAUGGGUGGGAAUAACUCAUUAGAUAAAAGAAAUGGUACAUUCUUGAUGAUUAAAUUGAUCAAUCACUUUUUUUAAGUUCCUAUGAAACCUAUGUAAAUAUCUGAGUUGAUAUUAAAUGAUACUAAAUUAAAGACAGAAAUAACAGAGUUAGAAAUAUAUGAUAUUCAUUAUAAUCCUGAAGAGAAUACAGUCUCAAUUCCAGAGAUAGAGAAUGAACCUCCAGGACACUUUUUAAAUUUACAACCUAGAGUGAAGUCUACAACUUAUGUUACUCAAAAUUUGUACAUCUUAUUGAGAUUUUUGCAUACCAUAUAUCAGAGAUUAGAGAUGGCCUACAUAAUCAGUAAACAGAACACUCUUGGAAAGGAUAGGAGAUACAAUUUAUUUAAAUCAGCACUGUUCCUUUCUUUGAAGGCCAAAGACUUUAAAUAUGAAGAUCAUUUAAGAAGCUUAUUUGGAAAACAUGGUUUCAUAUUUUCGACAUUAGAAAAGGUGCUUCAUGAUGCUGCCAAAUAGUUGGCAAUCUGUGCUUCAGAUGCAGUGACAACUAGUUAUUUUGAGAAGUCUGCUUCAUACAAUGGAGACAUUGAUAAAUACUUUUAAGUAGUAUCAGGAAUAGUCAAUGGAGAAGGGAUCAAGGUAUCUGAUCUGGAGGCUGAAGUGUAUUACCAAUUUUAGACACUCUAAGAAGAAGAGAUGCUGUUAAGAUUGCAUGAGACACUUCAGAAUUGCAAACCAGAGAAGAAACCCAUAUACAGAAUUGCAUGUUGGCAUAAGGCGUGUUUCAUAUCGAUGUUGCCAGGAUAUGGAGGUCACAAUCAAGAGAAAUGUACUUCUUGGAAACAACCCUUUUUGAUGAGAAAUAUGAUGAGAGGAUAGAGGAGAAUGAUGAUUAGAAAUGGCAUUGAAUGGAUGGUAGAUGAGAUGUGUCAUUUCAAACCUAUUAUCAAUCAUGGAGAAGAUUACUUAAAGUGUGUAUGA
Molecule: messenger RNA, 2649 nt
Organism: Paramecium tetraurelia
Lineage: Eukaryota; Ciliophora; Oligohymenophorea; Peniculida; Parameciidae
Exons: 5
Biological process (GO): negative regulation of transcription by RNA polymerase II
Cellular component (GO): histone deacetylase complex; chromatin
Molecular function (GO): transcription corepressor activity
Source: RefSeq, a predicted model, not a curated record